This is a messenger RNA of Monopterus albus (swamp eel), 6881 nucleotides long. RefSeq names its product contactin associated protein family member 5a (gene cntnap5a). Bases 55 to 4152 code for a protein of 1365 amino acids. The transcript has 24 exons. The record is from RefSeq and is a predicted model, not a curated record. NCBI's taxonomy places the organism in Eukaryota, Metazoa, Chordata, Actinopteri, Synbranchiformes, Synbranchidae.
CUCUGUGGGUUUUUGCUGUUAUUCCGCAUUUUAUAGCAAUUUUUGGGCCCCACAAUGAAACACACACACACAGAGGGAGGGAGAGAGAGAGAGAGGGAGAGAGGUGGGCCGAGCCUCAUAGAGAGGGAGUGCCGUUGUGGGAGCGGUUUGCUCCUCCGCAUCAGACUCCUUCUAUCCCUCCGUGCUGGAGGAGCAAGGAGGAACCUGUCGUCAGUUUUCCCUCUCUGCGGAUGCAUGGAUAACCACACCAAGGCUGGGAAAAUGUUUUUUCUGCUGCGUAUGGUUACCCUUUACACUCUGAGCGUCUUAAGCGGAGCGUCCGCCGCCACGCACUAUACUUGCAAUGGUCCUCUGGUAUCAGCAUUACCCCAUUCAUCCUUCCAGAGCUCCUCUCAGUCCUCACUCAGUUUUGCAGCUCACAAUGCCAAGCUUAACAGAAGAGAUGGAGCGGGUGGCUGGUCUCCACUGGUGACCGACCAAGAGCCGUGGCUCCAGGUGGACCUCAGGGAGCAGGUGGAGGUGACGGCUGUAGCCACACAGGGACGCUAUGACAGCUGGGACUGGGUCAGCAGCUACUUGCUGCUCUACAGUGACACAGGCCGGGCCUGGAAACAGUACAGGCAUGAGGAUGGUGUAGGGAGCUUUGUCGGGAAUGUGAACUCAGAGGCUGUUGUACAGAACAAGCUCUCCCACCCAGUGAGAAUGCGCUUCCUGCGUUUUGUCCCUUUGCACUGGAACCCGAGCGGUUGGAUGGGCCUCAGAGUGGAGGUGUAUGGCUGCUCCUACAAGUCAUAUGUGGCAGACUUUGACGGCAGAAGCUCGUUACUGUAUCGGUUCAACCAGAAGUCCAUGUCGACGGUGAAGGACGUGAUCUCCCUGCAGUUCAAGAGCCACAAGGCUGAGGGUGUUUUACUGCAUGGAGAGGGCCAGAGAGGGGACUACAUCACCCUGGAGCUCCACCGAGGGCGACUGGACCUCUACCUCAACCUGGACGACAGCAGGCUGCGGUUCAACAGCGGCCGUGUUGCUGUCACUGUGGGCAGCCUGCUGGACGACCAGCACUGGCACUCGGUUCAUAUAGAGCGCUUCAACAGACAGGUUAACCUCACCGUGGACUCCCACACACAGCACUUCCAAACCAAAGGAGAAGGACACUCACUGGAGGUGGACUAUGAGCUGAGUUUUGGCGGCAUCCCGCUCCCCGGUAAACCUGGCACCUUUCUGAGGAAGAACUUCCACGGCUGCAUGGAGAACCUCUACUACAACGGAAUCAAUAUCAUAGACCUGGCAAAGAGGCGCAAGCCACAGAUACACAGCGUGGGCAACGUGACCUUCUCGUGCUCGCAGCCCCAGCUGGUGGCUUGCACCUUUCUGAGCUCCAGCAGCAGCUUCCUGUCGCUUCCAUCAGCGCCAUCUGCCACAGGGGGGUUCUCUGUUCGCUUCCAGUUCAGGACGUGGAACCCGAAUGGGCUGCUGCUCUCUGUGCAGCUGAACCCGGAGCCCCAGAGACUGGAGCUGCAGAUCAGAAAUGGUCGGCUACACCUGACCCUCCACAGCACAGGACGACAGAAGUCAGAGGUCUCUGCUGGCCACAGAGUCAACGAUGGACUGUGGCACUCAGUGAGUCUCGACACGAGGAAUCUACAGAUCACUCUGAGUGUGGAUAAUGAGCCAUCCUCUACAACUGAACUGUGGGAGCAACUGCAAUCAAGAGACAACUUUUACUUUGGAGGCUGUCCCACAGUAGGCUGUCAGGUCCUGACUCCGACCUUCCAGGGGUGUAUGAGGCUCAUAUCCAUCCAUAGCCAGCCAAUGGAUCUCGGCCAUGUGCAGCAAGGAUUGCUGGGAAAUUAUAAUGAGCUUCAGUUUGACACUUGCAACAUUAGAGACAGGUGCCUUCCCAACCUGUGUGAACACGGAGGCCACUGCUUUCAGACGUGGAGCUCCUUCUCCUGCGACUGCUCAGGAACAGGAUACUCCGGAGCAACCUGUCACAACUCCAUUUAUGAGUCAUCCUGUGAGGCCUACAAGCUGCUUGGCAGCUCCUCGGGCUUCUACUCCAUUGAUCCAGAUGGGAGUGGUCCCCUGGGGCCCACACAGGUGUACUGCAACUUGACAGAGGAGAAGGUCUGGACGGUGUUGUCCCACAACAGCACAGCUCCAGUCACAGUCCAGCACUCCUCUCUUCAGAAGCCUCACAUCAUGAAGUUCAACUACAGCACGUCGGCCGAGCAGCUGCGUGCCGUCGUGUCGGGGUCGGAGCAGUGCCAGCAGGAGGUGGUGUACAAGUGCAGGAAGUCCCGUCUCUUUAAUACCAAAGAUGGCAGUCCGCUGUCCUGGUGGCUGGAUCGGGAAGGGGAGAGGAGGAGUUACUGGGGAGGCUUCCUGCCUGGGGUCCAGCAGUGCUCCUGUAGCCUGGAGGAGAACUGCAUGGACAUGAACUACUUCUGCAACUGUGAUGCCGACAGAGACGCAUGGGCUAAUGACACGGGAAUGCUCUCCUAUAAAGACCACCUACCAGUGAGCCAGAUAGUGAUCGGAGACACCAACAGAACAGGCUCGCAGGCCGUCUACAGCAUCGGGCCUCUGCGUUGUUAUGGAGACAAGUCUCUAUGGAAUGCAGCCUCUUUCUACCAGGAAUCCUCCUACCUCUACUUUCCCACCCUACAGGCCGAGCUCGCCUCGGAUAUCUCCUUCUACUUCAAGACCAGCGCUCCUUCUGGAGUGUUUCUCGAGAACCUGGGCCUCAAGGACUUCAUCAGAGUGGAGCUCAGCUCUCCCUCAGUGGUGACUUUCUCCUUUGAUGUGGGAAACGGUCCGACGGUCCUGUCCGUGAAGUCUCACCUCCCCCUGAAUGACAGACAAUGGCACUACGUGAGGGCAGAGCGCAAUGUGAAGGAGGCCUCCCUACAGGUCGACCAGCUUCCCCUCCGCUUCCUGGAAGCUCCAGCUGACGGACACCUCCGCUUACGGCUCAGCAGCCAGCUCUUCAUAGGGGGAACAGCUUCCCAGCAGAGAGGUUUCCUGGGCUGCAUCAGGACUCUGACCAUCAACGGUGUGAGCUUUGACCUGGAGGAAAGAGCCAAGAUGACGCCGGGGGUGAGCUCUGGCUGUCCCGGCUACCGCAGGCGCUCCCCCUGCCACAACAGAGGGAGGUGUAUUGAAAAGAGCAACGGCUACGUGUGUGACUGCUCCCAGUCUGCCUACGGAGGAGCCACCUGUAACCAAGAGGUGUCGGUGUCCUUCGACAGAGAGUCCUCGGUGACCUACACCUUCCAGGAGCCCUUCUCAGUGAUGCAGAACAGAAGCUCACAGGCCACCGGCGUUUCCACAGAGAGCAGCAGCAGGGCCAGAGAGGACGUCGCCUUCAGCUUCGUCACCUCCCAGAGGCCGGCCAUGCUGCUGACAGUCAGCACAUUCAGUCAGCAGUACAUCGCUGUCAUCCUGGCCAAGAAUGGGAGUUUGCAGAUCUGGUAUCACCUUCAGACAGACAGGAGUCCGGAUGUGUUCAGCCCUGCCCUCGGAAACCUGGCAGACGGACGUUUUCAUCGAAUCAGAAUCCACCGAGUGGGCAAAAACCUCUAUGUCCAGAUCGACCAGGACAUCCACAGAAAGUACACGCUGUCAUCUGAUGCAGAGCUGAUCCUAAUCAGAUCCCUGACAUUGGGCAAAGUCACCAAGAGGGAGAACUUCAAUGAGGAAGUAAUGCAAGCAGCUUCUAAAGGUUUCAUUGGCUGCCUGUCCUCAGUCCAGUUCAAUCAUGUGGCGCCCCUGAAGGCAGCGCUGACCAAUCGAGGAAGCUCACUGGUCACCAUUCGUGGCCCACUGGUCCAGUCAAAUUGUGGAGCACUGGCAGAGUCCACCUCACACACUCUGCAAGAUCAAGCCGUGACAGCCAACAAAGAUAAGGAGCAGCAUGGCAGUGGCACCCAGAAGGAUUUGGCUGUGAUAGCAGGUGUGGUCACAGCAGUGGUCUUCAUCGCUGCGUGUGCCCUGGCUGUGAUAAGCCGCCUCCUCUACCAGCAGAGGCGGGCCAAGAGGAGCAGCAGCAGCAUCAAAGAAGAGCACAGACACAGCAUGUACACAGACUACAGGACAGAGCUGCACCUCCACAACUCAGUCAGGGACAGCAUGAAGGAGUACUACAUCUGACUGCAGUGUGCGCUCUGUGGGCCUAACUCACAGACUUACCUCUCCCGUAUGAAGGAAUAUCAGAUGGACGUGUUGCUGCAGCGUUUCUUGCAACAAAACAUCUCUGUGCCCUGGGGCUCUCUGCAAAGGUCCACUCUCUUCAUGCCCAAGUACAAGCAAGAGGCUGAAACUUUACAGCUGUUAGUGUAUUUGAUGUUGGUGAAACUGUCUGAAUCAAGCUGCUGUGGUUUCUGUCGUCACAAAACGUGUAAAGAAAAAGAUGAAUUUCUGUGAGGGGUGGACAGACAGAGGGACACCGUGAGUUCAGCGAGCAGAAGCUGCUGCCCAUCUCGACUGUGCACAACUUCAAAUACUUUGUUUAAAUCCGUCAAAUGCUGAAUGUUCCCACAUUUCAGUGGGACUCACUAAAUUGUACUCACAAAUCAGGAAAUGUAGGCCAGCCCUGUAAGAUACGCGUGCAUUCGCUGCUGUCUUUGUUUUUUCACUGGUGGGGAACGCGGUGGAGGAAGAAGAGAGGACGAUACUGCCUAUAUUGUAUGAGUGCCUAAUUUGCAUAUGGGUUUUUAUUUUAACAUUUUAGAAGUUAUUCAUGUGAUUUGCACAAAGGCAGUUGUAUUAACAUAGAGAUGAGCUUAUUGUCAUUCAGUUCUGCAGCCCACACUCCAUAGAAUAAAAGGAAAUUGGAAUUUCCCAGUCAUGCACAACACCUGCCAGUUGACCAUCUUAGGAAGGUUGUUUCACUGAGUUGCUUCCACCAUUCAGACCACAUGUUGGUCUGAAGAGCGAAUGUUUAGCUAAUGACUUGGAAAUCAUGCAUUUUUAUUUUGAUUUAAUUGUGCACAUUUUUUGUGUAUUGUUUUUUAGUACAUAAAAGUAUACACAAAAAAAUUGUGUAUGUUGUACUAUGAGAGUAGUAGAAAUAAGAACUUAAUGGAGUAUUUUGAUUUUUAAAAAGUAAUUUACACAGAUGCAUACAGUGCGGGGUUUAACUGUCAACCAAACUGCCUUCGUGAGUGUCACCGAACUCCAGCUGGGAAUAACAUCUACAGGCUGAAACCACUGCAUCUAUUGUCUGGUACUGGUAAGCCACAAAGCUCCCACGCAGUAUCCUUGGUGUUCCUCGGCAUACUGGCAGCAGUUUGGUGUUGGAAAGUGUACGUACAAGAAGUGCUGCGCCUAGAAAGUACUAACAAAAACAAUUAUCCUGCAUGUGGCUCAAUUCAAGUCUGCAGAAGUACAGAACAGUCGCAGCAGCAGGUUUUUGGGGGCUUAUACACCUACAUAAGCUGUGGGGGUAAAAAGUGUGAGUCACAGCAGCCUACUCUACCAAACUUUGUCAAAGUACUUGAGUGAGUUUCUACUACUGUUAAAGGUUGCAAUGCUUUUGAAUUGCUUGAUUAUAUGCAAAAGUCAUGUAGGCAGGGAAAAGAUGGUUGGUUUAUUGCAGACGGACUUGCAGACUGAGAGGCUGCGAUAUUUCUUGAAGGAAUAAAGGACUAGUAGACGCAGUGCAGAGCAAACUCAAAAAGUACUGGUCCAAAAGUUCAGUUUGUCCAUUAUUUUACAGCGUUAGCCAGCAGCACUUAGAGCUUUCUGCAACAAAGAAAAAAGCCACUGUAACCUGACAUCAUUUAUUUAUUUAUUUAUUUUCUAUUUGGAUCACAGGGAUAAGUGGUGUUUACUGUGUAUUUCGAGCAGAAUACUUUUUAUAUUCAUCUGACACUGGUUCAGCCUAAAAAAACAUAAAGGAGCCACCUGGAGGUCAAGUGAGCCGGGAAACCAGAAACUAUACAAAAGCAUGGAUUACAAAAUUAUUGACAGCAUUUUUAGAUCCUUAUCACUACUGGGCAAAAAUAUUAGUUUGACUUGAACGUAUGUCCCAGGGUAAAAGCAAUGUUACCUAAAUUCUAAAAGCAGUUUGUCAGACUCGAUAUCAGAUUUACCUCAUUGUGCACUGGUUCAGCUGCUCUUAGGCAGCUUCAAUUUAAGGGGGUAAUCUCAAAGAAAAGCUGAAUCUGAGGCUGGCUGAAAUGUGGUAAUUAUGUUCUUUUUAAGUAUUCUGUGAUGAAAAAACACGUUGGACAAGUCAUAAUUCAUGCUAAAUGUUGGUAUAAAGUUUUGAGGAAAGCAAUCCAACAAUUCUCAACAUAUUUCUCUCUGAUUCAGUUUUUUGGACCAGUGUGCUAAUGGACCGAUUGAUGCAACUGACAAACGGUAUCACCCUUCUCUGCACCACCACCAUAGUUGAGUGACUGAAGGUGACACGAGAGUGGUCCAAAGGUGGAGUCUUGAGCAUCUGGAGCCAACUGUGCAUGUCCUUGUAAUCUACGUAUGUCUCAAGAUGUGACGGUAUCACCUGCUUCAAGUGUUAUCACUCCAUUAAAUAGCUGUUAUCAGUGUGUUGGUGGGAGCAUGGGGUUUGUAGUGUAUCACAUUUGGGCAAUUUAUGUAAAAUAACUACUUACUAAAUUCACAGCAUCAAUUGGUUUGGCAUAGGACACAGUUGUGAGAUUUUUCUUCCCACCAUCCACCCUGACCUCCUAACCGUGUGGACUCAUCACCAGUGGGGUGAUAACAUUUGAAUCGGCCGACAGUCUGCAGAUCUCCAGUAUCAGACCAUGAAUACAUACCUCUCAGAGUGUUUAGGUCAUGUUGCAAAGUGUAAUAUCAUGUGGGCACUUCUUAAUGAUUUGUAUAGCUGCAGUUUUAUUAAGGAUCUAUUGUAUAGA